Molecule: messenger RNA, 1185 nt
Organism: Colias croceus (clouded yellow)
Lineage: Eukaryota; Metazoa; Arthropoda; Insecta; Lepidoptera; Pieridae
Exons: 4
Coding region: 1-1185 (394 amino acids)
Biological process (GO): sensory perception of taste
Cellular component (GO): membrane
Source: RefSeq, a predicted model, not a curated record
AUGGGUGUUAAAGUAUCACCAGCUAAACCAGCCCAACCUAAAAUUAAUACCUUAUUUGAGGAAGAUCGCCUAUUAAAUAAAUUCAAGUACUUCAUACUAUUUCAAACACUUUUUGGCGUCAAUCGCAUCUAUUUAUUAGACGCUGGGAGAAUCAAAACGUGGUUAAGUUAUUUGUAUAAUUUCGGGACGAUAGCUUUGGUUAUAUACUUCAUGUUCCACAAAGACAGUAUUGCUACAACUUUCCUCGUGUACCAAGACACCGCUUUGGUCGAAAAUCUAUUACUAACCCUUAAUUCUUUAAUAUUGCACAAGAACAGUUUGUUAAAGUUUUUCAAGAGGAUCAACACGUUUGACGAAAUGUUAAACAUAAAAAACAACAGUUCAAUUGAAUGCUCGCUACAUAUUCCAGUUGUAUUUUUGUUCGUGCUAUUUGUGUUAAUUGCAAUUGAAUGCGUGCUUUUAAAAAUCUACGUGAUAGAUAGAGUAUCUUUGAACUCGACAUUCUUCAUCACGUACUACGCUCUGCUCGCUCACGAUACAGAAAUAAUAUUUUUCUGUGUAAUGCUCAUAAUGAUUGUCAGAAGAGUUAAGGUAUUAAAGGGGCACGUAGCGAAGUUAUUCGUGCAUGAAAAGGGGAUGAAAGAGAACAAUUAUAAUACUCUGGAAGCUUUGUCAAACAAGGCUAACCUAGACGUCAGCUCUUUGCACAGCGCUUAUGAUUUAUUACAUAAUUGUUCAGAAAAGCUUAAUUCAGCUAUGAACUUGCCGAUGAUUAUUAUAUUUAUUACUUCGGGAUUAUCAUCGAUAAUGCUUUUAAGGAACAUUUUUUGUGUUGUUCAAAUUGAUUGGAUUGAUAAUUUUUAUGUGCAAGCCUUAAUAUGCUACGCAAUAGGUCACUGCAUGAAAUUCACGAUUCUUGUAGUAAUGCCGUGUUACUUCUCAAACAUUACAACUACACAAGUAACCAUAAUUCGAACUAUGCUUCAUGAUGCUAUAAAUACUAUGAACAUGGAUAAAAUUGAACGUCGCAAAUUGAAAGCCUUCUUCCAACUUACCAGAGAUUGCGACUUUGGCUACGCGCUUUGGGGCGUCAUCAAAAUGGACAUGUCGCUGCCUCUGAGCUACUGCAGUCUUUGCGUCACAUAUCUCAUUAUUGUAGUGCAAUUUUCUAAGUUUAUUGAUUAG